GUCUUUCUAUCUGAAUGCCCAACGAAGAUAGCAGUACCACGUGCAUUCAUCUCAACCCGUAUAGUCACUAUCUCCAAGUAAAUUACUAAAGGAUCAACAUGGUGAAGUUAGCAGCAAAGGCCGCUAAAAAGGCAACACCAAAGAAGAAGGCACCCCCGCCGCCAAAGGAGGUGGAAGAGUCCAGCGAGGAAGAGGAGAGCAGCGAGGAGGAAGCGGCUCCUCCACCAAAGGCAGUGAAGAAAACCCCAGUCAAAGCAACCCCAGCUAAAAAUGGCAAAGCAGCCCCCAAAGUAGAAGUCGAGGAGGAUGAUGACGAAGAGGAAUCUGAGUCAGAAGAGGAGGCCCCCCCACCCAAGAAGACCCCAGUGAAGGCCAAAGCCGCCCCUGCAAAGAAGGAGGAAUCUUCAGAGGAGGAUGAUGAGGAAGAUGAUGAGUCCGAGGAAGAGGCCCCACCACCAAAGAAGGCCGCCGCGAAGCCAGCCGCCAAGGCAGCCCCCGCUGCCGAGGAGUCUGAGGAAGACGACGAGGAGGAUGAAUCCGAGGAGGAGAUGGAUACCGCUCCAGCCCCCGCCAAGGCCAAGAAGGCUGGCAUGGUGAAGGCCAAGGAGGAGUCUGAGGAAGAGGAGGAUGAUGAUGAGGAAGAUGACGAUGAAGAUGAUGACGAAGAGGAAACGCCAGCAGCUGGCAAAAGAAAGGGAGACAACAAAAAGGAAACGCCACCUGCCAAGAAGGUCAAGGCAACAGAAGGAGAACCCUUCUGCCUCUUCGUGGGGAACUUGAAUUCAGAGAAGGAGUUCGACGAGCUCAAGGAAGCCCUGAGGACAUUCUUCUCAAAGAAGAGCCUGGAGGUCGCCGACGUCAGGAUAGGUGCCUCCAAGCGGUUCGGGUAUGUGGAAUUCAACUCUGAGGAGGACAUGCAGAAGGCCAUGGAGUUGAGCGGCAAGAAAGUGCUGGGUCAGGAGAUCAAGCUAGACAAAGCCCGCAGCAAAGAAGCAGGCCCCAAUGACAAAAAAGAUAGGGACUCACGGACACUGUUCGUGAAGAACCUUCCCUUCCACUGUACGGCUGACGACCUGAAGGAGGGCUUUGAGAGUGCCGUUGACAUCAGAGUACCCGAAGGCCAGUCAGGUGGAAACAGAGGAAUCGCUUACAUCGAGUUCAAGACAGAGGCGGAGGCCGACAGGAUGCUGGAAGUAUCCCAGGGCGCGGAGGUCCAGGGACGCACCAUCACAGUCGACUUCGUCGGAGACAAGAGCCAGAGGGGCAAGAUGGGAGCCCCAGGUGGAGCUGGAGGAGCCGCACCAUGCAAAACCCUGAUGGUCAACAAUCUUUCGUUCAACGCCACAGAAGAGGCACUUCAAGCGACGUUCGAGAAGGCCACAUCAAUUAGGAUUCCCCAGAACAACGGCAAACCCAAGGGCUUCGCCUUUGUGGACUUUGAGAACAUGGAGGAUGCAAAGGCAGCCCUGGAGGAGUUCAACAACACAGACAUUGAGGGGCGCUCGGUCCGACUGGAGUUCUGCCAAAGCAGAGACGGAGGCCAAGCCAAAUCAGGUCCCACCAAAGUCCUGUUCGUCAAGGGUCUUUCUGAGGACACCACGGAUGAGUCCCUGAGAGAGGCCUUCCAGGGAGCCGUGAGCUCCAGGGUGGUCACAGACAGGGAGACGGGAGCAUCUAAAUGCUUCGGCUUCGUGGACUUUGACACGGAGGACGACGCCAAGGCGGCCAAAGAGGCCAUGGCGGAGGGAGAGGUGGACGGCACCAGGGUGACCCUCGACUACGCCCGGCCCAAGGGCGAGAGCGGCGGGUUCCGUGGCGGACGCGGCGGCCGUGGAGGCGGCGGCUUCGGAGGCGGACGCGGCGGCGGCGGCUUCGGGGGUCGCGGCGGCGGCGGCUUCGGCGGACGCGGCGGCGGCGGCCGUGGAAGGGGCGGAGAUAGAGGCGGCCGAGGCUUCGGAGGUCGCGGCGGCGGCGGAUUCGGAGGUGGUAGAGGUCGUGGUGGCGGCGGAAGUUUCGGCGGCAAGCCCCAGGGAAAGAAGAUCAAGUUUGAUGACUAAGCGUCCAUUUUACUUGUUGAAUGGACUCUGGUUUUCAUCAGUUUUUAAGAGCCGUUGGACAUUCCAGAAAGCAUUGUUAUAUAUUUAAUUGUUGGUGGGCAUUUCAACACCCACCCCUCCACACGCCCCUCCCUCCAUGGUGGGAGGGCGGUUAGGUCUCAGUUAUCGGCCUCUUUCAGCCCCCGGAAAGUUUUUGCUUUUUUUUUUGUUUUUGUUUCUUACCCCAAUAGUAAGAUGAGUUGCUCUCCGCAAAGUUUCCCUGCCUUUUCAGAUACACCUUGUACAUUAAAUAAACUGUAUAAUUUUGUUUUACUUUUUGUGCGUGUUGUAUCCCCAACGUUUUUGUUAUAUUUAGUUAAGCUGUAGUUGCAGGAAUUUUACUGUGUAAUGUGCAAGGAAUUUUGUAACUGAUGGAGAAGUUGGGACUUGUGAUGGAUGGGGGUGUAUAGGCUCUUGUUGAAGAGUUUAUGAAUUUUCGGGCGGCAGUCAAUGUGAGUCUGGGGACUAGUCCAUGAUAUUGCGCAGAUAUGUAACAUAAAAUAUUUGUAGUGCAUUGACUAAUUUUCCCAUCUGAAAAUGUAAAGGUUUUCAUGUGAUUAAACCCUUGUAAGUGGUGAUUUUUAAAUGUCUCAAGUCCUCA
Molecule: messenger RNA, 2697 nt
Organism: Gadus chalcogrammus (walleye pollock)
Lineage: Eukaryota; Metazoa; Chordata; Actinopteri; Gadiformes; Gadidae
Gene: nucleolin
Product: nucleolin
Exons: 16
Coding region: 99-2057 (652 amino acids)
Cellular component (GO): nucleus; cytoplasm; ribonucleoprotein complex
Molecular function (GO): mRNA binding
Source: RefSeq, a predicted model, not a curated record